CAGUCAAAUCGCCAGAAACUGUCGUGGGAGGCGGACGUGUUCAAGUGCCGCUCCAGAAAGCAACUAGACAUUCUCUUGUAAAUGCCAAACUAAUAUGUUUUAAAUUGAUUAAUUCACAAUUAAUAGAAUUUAAUUCGUGCGCGGCGUUGAGGAAUAACGGUUCUUCCCGCAGCCAACUUAACUCGGUGUGUGUUUACUUUACACAAGUGCAAGAGUGUAUGGGUGUGCGCGAAACGGAAAUAAGAAAUAAACAAGAGCGACAGCAAUAACAAGAGCAAAAACAACGCAACAAGAAGUGUAAGCAAAAGUGAAAAGGAAGACGAAAGAGGAAAUACUAAAGUACAACAACAAAUAAACGAACAAAACGCCAGAGUGCAAGUGCAUCGCGUGAGUGUCUUACAGUGUGCGUGUGCGUUUGUGUGCUUGCGUUUAUUUUAGUGUGUGUUGGUGAGACAGCGGCGGAAGUAGAAACGUUUGACUUGUUCUUCUGCUUUGCCUUCUUUAUUUGCUCCGCUUUGCGGCUGGAAUUCGUCGCAGAACGAAACGAAAAUAAAAACAAAAACAGAGAGCCAGGAUUAGCCCCAAAAGCACACAACCACCGCCCACUCAUCGGCCCCCCACGAAAAAGGCAAAAGAAACAACAAUAAUAACAAUGGCAACUUGGCGCGACGCCCUCUUCGUCAUCAGCAGAUAACAACAAGAAAAACAUCGAAUUAACAAAAACAACAGAGCGAAGCAAAAAGCUAAAGCAUUCUGGGAUCUGGACAUAUCCGCUUCCGCGUUUGCUUCUGUCGCUAAAAAAGCUCAAGAAUCGAAUCCGAAGCCCAACGUAAACAGACAAAAUCACUCGCAGUUCGUCACCACGGUGCACAGUGGAGCAAACAGAUAAUACAAUUUAAAGGCACCAUUAGUGGCUCCCACUGAUACGGAUCCGCUGACCAGGAUACUUCCUUACACACUGUGGCUGCAUGUCCAAAAUGAAAAUGCUCCCAGUACAGUUAUCAUUGAACUCGCUGAAUCCAGGCAUCUGGAAUGAUGUGCUCUGGCGCUGCCCUCCCGCGCCCUCCAGCCAAUUGGCGGAGCUUAAGACACAACUGCCCCCUUCCCUGCCCUCUGAUCCGCGUCUCUGGAGCCGCGAGGAUGUGCUCGUCUUCCUACGGUUCUGUGUCCGCGAAUUCGAUCUCCCUAAGCUCGACUUUGAUCUCUUCCAAAUGAACGGCAAGGCGCUGUGUUUGCUGACACGAGCGGACUUCGGACACAGAUGUCCGGGGGCAGGAGAUGUGCUUCACAAUGUGCUGCAGAUGUUGAUCAUAGAGUCCCACAUGAUGCAGUGGCAUCUGCCCAACAGUCCAGUAACGCCCACCAGUCGUUAUCCCCUGUCGCCGCACAGUCAUCCGCCGACACCUACGUGGCCACCAUUAAAUGCACCGCCGGAAAACAGUCCCUUCCAUAGUUCGGCUCACGGAUUGGCGGGACAUCAUUUCAUGGCACCGAACUCUGUGACGCUGAGUCCUCCGCCCUCAGUGGAUUCCCAAGCGAGUAGUCCACCCCAGGCACCGUACCAAAACGGAGCAGUCUCUGGAGGAGCAGCAACAGUAUCAGGACCAACAACCAAUGCUGGUGGCGCCACUAACAACAGCAAUCCCACGUCGUCCAGUGCCAGCAGCACCGGAAGUAAUGGCACCCAGCCGAACAUUAUGCCCAUGAAGGGCAUUAGCAGUGCCAGCAGCAAUCACUCCGAUUCUGAGGAGGAAUACUCUGAGACUAGCGGUGGAGUGGGCAAGUUGCAAACAGCACCGCUGUCCUACAGCACGGCCAGUCCGCCGGGAACACCCAUACUGAAAGACAUCAAGCCCAAUUGGACGCAACAGCUUACGAAUAGUUUUGUAAACUCGUGGUCCCAACAGCAACAACAGCAACAGCAGCAACAGGCUGCUGCAGUGGCCGCAGCCGCAGCUCAAGCACAACAGCAGCAACAGUUGCAGCAGCAGCAGCAACAACAAAUGCCCCAGAAGUUGACUCUAGAUAAUACUGCUGGCCCAGUGGUGACCCCUGCCGGUGGAUCCAUCUCCGCACCGACCACACCCAGUUAUAUGUAUAAAGCCAAGAGGGAGUUCUUCCCCGAAAAUUCAGAGCCCAAUACGAAUGGCCGCCUGUUGUGGGACUUUUUGCAACAGCUGCUAAACGAUCGCAACCAGAAGUACAGCGAUCUGAUAGCAUGGAAGUGCCGCGAUACGGGUGUCUUCAAGAUCGUCGACCCCGCCGGUCUGGCCAAGUUAUGGGGCAUCCAGAAGAAUCAUCUGUCCAUGAACUACGACAAGAUGUCGCGUGCCCUGCGUUAUUAUUACAGGGUUAACAUACUCCGCAAAGUACAAGGCGAGCGACAUUGCUAUCAGUUUCUACGCAAUCCCACGGAACUGAAGAACAUCAAGAAUAUUUCGCUUCUGCGGCAAUCGACGCCGGCGAAUGGAAAUGGUAACGGUUCAUCGAUGCCGCAAGGCAGUAAUCAGGCUCCUGGAAGUCCUGCUGGCCAAAAUUGGAAUCCGCAACAGCAGCAGCAGUCCCAGCAGCAGCAACAGCAAUCGCCCCAGCGUCCCGCCUCACGGAAUGGACCGAUGAGCCUGCCCGCCGUGGCAGCUGUGGCAGCAGCAGCUGCUGCAGCCUAUGGACCACCGCCCACAUCGCCGCUCUUCAUGCACGCUAUUAAUGGAGCUUUUCACUACCUUUCGGCGGCGGCAGCUGGUCCGCCACCCAAUUCCCCUGCCCUGAACACCCCAUCCGCUGUUGGAGGACCCGAUAAGUUUCAGUUCCAUCCCCUGAAAUUGGAGAAUAGCUCGGGAUCAGGUUCGGAAAGCGCUGGCGAGGAUCUGAAGCCCACGGAUCUGAGUGUCAGUAGCAAGAGCAACGCCACCAGCAACGAGGACUGCUAUCCACUCAUUCGUAACGCUGACGGGCUGACGACCAUUAAGUUGAUACGCUAUAACGAUCAUCAGGGAGCCGCUUCGCCAGCUGAGCAAUCUCCGAAGUCGGAUGACCAGCAGCCCGCCGCCUCCACUGCCAGCAGCUCGCCCAGACCCAUGGAUCAGGUCAGUGAGCAGGCACAACCCGUGCCCAUGGAUAGCGAUUGUAAUGGCGGAGAGUCGGAGGAUUCGUUCAGGCAUAUGCGGCAGUAGGAAGAGCAAUAACCUGUAACAAUCACCGUACUACUUUCAUCUUCAACUCCCUCCUGAGCACACACACACACACAACAUUACCUGACCUAAAUAAUAUGGGACCAGCACAACAUGCGCACACACACAAACAUAUAAACAGACACCCUGCUGGACAUAGAUCUGGAUGCCUUUCGGUUAGGAUGGGUCGUAGGAUAGGCAAACCAUAUGGAAAACUAAUCUUUGAAGAAUUUGAAGAAACUAUAUAAAACAAGCUCUUAGUUCUUUCUUACAUACAAAUUGAUAUUCAAUAUAAAAUUUCUAAAUCUGAAUUCCUCAUGUCCUUCAAAGAAUAGAUUUCGCUGUUCUGAUACGACCUGCCCGACUUUCUGUAUAUAGAAAUCAUAUCUGCAUAAACACACAUACAUAACAUACAUAUAUUUUAUACAUCAAGCGUAUUUAUUAAGCUAAGCUAAGCAAAUGCAGAGUGCAUGUAAUUUCAUUGUUGUAAGUAGAUUUCUUGAGCCGGCGCAGCGCAGCCUUCGAUUUAUGUGCCAAUUUCUACAUUUAUCAAAAACAAAACAAAACAAAAAAACAAAGAACGCCUAACCAUAAUCAAUCAUAUAUAAGUAAUGAGUAGUGAUUAAGGAGAGAACAUUAGGCAGUAGCUUAGACCUUAAGUGUUGCCACCUUUGAGCUUUACAAAUGUUGCCUCAACAAUGGUUUCAAAUUUAUGAAAACAAAAAAAAAGUAAAAACCAACAAACAUUGUUAAAAUAGAAAGAAAGUGAAGGAAAUAUGAAAUUUGAAUUGUUGGCGAAAUUGUUAAUUAAUAUACAAAUCUGCAUAGAAAGAGUUUUUUGUAUACAACAAGACAAAUUGAUUUCUUGUGAUAACAACAGAAUUAUCUUUGAUUCACAUUAUGGCUGAAUUCAUACCGAAAAAAGAGCAAUCCUAACAAACGAAACUGAAACAGUUUUGUGAUCCUUCUUGCAAGGAUGGGAUUGCUCUGUCUUUAAGAUCAGCCUGAAAAGAGAGCUUUCAAAAUUCAAUUUCAAUUGAGCCCCUUAGCCCUAGUUACACUGCAACAAGCAAAAACACAUACAUAUAAAAAAAAACAAGAAAAAUAAAACAUUGGCUUCCAUUUUAAUAUAGCAAUGAUGAUACACACAAGCAUAUAUGUAUACACAUUAGUUUUCUAUUAUCUUUAAUUUUAUUAUAUUAUUUGUACUGUAGCUUAAGCGGCUGCAAUUAAAUGGCAGCCCAGCAGGAGAUGUUGCAGCAAAUGAAGGUGUUCAUUUAAGCAUUAACAAGUUUAGUUUGUAAAACGCUUACGAUCUUACCACCACACACCCACACCCCCACCACCCAAUCACCACCCACUCACCAGCUCUAAAUACAAUGAAACAAUAGAAAAUGUACAUUUGAAGCACUUUAUUAAUUAUAUCAAACAGAAUGAAUCGAGUUAGGGAGAGAUAUCAUCAAUGCACUUUCAUACAUUUAGCCUGUAGUGCAACUGUAAUUAUUAAUUAUUGUGUAGAUUUAUGGUAAUGAUAAUUUUCUAUUUGUUUUUCGUACGCCUUAAGUAUAAACACCGCCAAUAGCUAAUAAUUAGCACUCUAGUGUCGCCACAAUACCUGUUCUUCCAUUGAAAACGUUAUCUUUCGAUCAAUACAUAAUUUAUAUAUGUAUAAAAAAAGGAAACAAAUUUAUAUGCAAUAAAUAAAUUGAAAAGUGAAAUCCAA
Messenger RNA from Drosophila eugracilis, 4893 nucleotides. RefSeq names its product ets DNA-binding protein pokkuri (gene aop). Lineage: Eukaryota; Metazoa; Arthropoda; Insecta; Diptera; Drosophilidae. Gene Ontology annotation, biological process: regulation of transcription by RNA polymerase II; cell differentiation. The record is from RefSeq and is a predicted model, not a curated record. Gene Ontology annotation, molecular function: sequence-specific DNA binding; DNA-binding transcription factor activity, RNA polymerase II-specific. Gene Ontology annotation, cellular component: nucleus.